ACUGGUGCUAGAACAACCGUCACUAUGACGCUGCCCGUUGCUUCUCUGUUUGUAUCAGCCGUCUUGGUGAUGAUGGUGGGACCGGAAGGAAGUUACUGCUACCUCAGCUACCCGCCAUCUUGCGCUACUGUGCGGUGUCCAUUGGGUACAGUGUGCAGAAUGCAGCAAGUUCGUUGCUACGGGACACACUGCAACCCCGUGCCCUAUUGUUUCCGAGUGUACACGCAAGUGGCCACUAAAAGACUUUCCUGUACCGCCGUAAUUCAGCCGCCAUCUUGCGCCAAUGUGCGGUGUCCAUCGCGAGGUGUGCAGAAUGCGAAAGGUGGAGUGCUUCACCUCGCCAUGCUACCCUCUACCCACCUGCCAGAAAGAGCAUAGACCAAGCACCACGUGUGACGAUGUUGUGUGUGGACGAGAUGAGACCUGUGUGUUGGGCCCGAAACGUUGCUUCCGAGGAGACUGCAGACGGCUCGCAGUUUGUGUGUCUAUAACCACAGCUUCGACUACAACACCAACAACAA
Messenger RNA from Zootermopsis nevadensis, 521 nucleotides. The record is from RefSeq and is a predicted model, not a curated record. Lineage: Eukaryota; Metazoa; Arthropoda; Insecta; Blattodea; Termopsidae.